This is a messenger RNA of Nerophis lumbriciformis (worm pipefish), 1260 nucleotides long. RefSeq lists its product as uncharacterized. The record is from RefSeq and is a predicted model, not a curated record. NCBI's taxonomy places the organism in Eukaryota, Metazoa, Chordata, Actinopteri, Syngnathiformes, Syngnathidae.
ACACACGGCCAGAAGUUCCUGUUGAAACUGUCUUCUAUUGGGCACACAAACAUAACAUCAGUCAUGGUGAGGGAGAUUGUCACCAAGCCUCUUGAGUUUGUUUUGAUGAUAACGAUGCACAUGGUCGUCACUGGCCCCGGCCAAGCAGAGGUCACAGGGAUCCUUGGCCAAAACGUCACGCUCCAGUUCAGGUUUAAUCAAACCAUCAUCACCAAGAGGAGCCAUUUUGCAGUUUACACGACAGGCCCCAAGAAGAUGGCUGAGUGGUUUCCCCAGAAAGGUUGCUCGACAUGUUUUGGUCUUUACUUGGACAAUUCUUCUGCACGUUACCAAAUUACAAACCUCACACACGGUCACACCGGGACCUACUGGGCCACCCUGUUCACGAAAAGCGGACUGGCCAGACCGAGUUCUUCAGUACACCUGCUUGUUUUGGAGGAAGACAGCCAUGACACCAUUUCUCACGUAGAAGAAAACAGAGGAACAACCAAACACACGCCUAGAACAAGUCAUCUUCCCUUUUCUGAUCCAGUCAUUGCCAUCCCUGUGGUUUCACUUGUCGUCUUGUUGGCAGCGGUGCUCCCCUGUUUAUUCUGGUGUUGUGUCCGAACCCGAGGAACCAAAGUUGGAGCAUUCUUUCGCGCAGACGUCAACGCGGACGGAAACUCACAACCCUCAACACAGGCGCCGCCCGCCGCGCCGGAACCCACGUUUGUGUACAGUGUCCUGGACUUUCCAAAAAGACUGCCGACACCAUUGAAGGACAAGCCCACAGAAUAUUGUCGUGUUGUCGUGUAUCCCCCCUCCCUUCCAACUAAAAAGGAAUUGUGUAAUUACAAUUAAAUGUAAAAGCACAAUGUUGGUGAAGUAAAGCUUCAAGUUUUUGGGAAUUUCUUGCAAAUAAGUUAGAGGUGCUCACAGUAAGAUUUUACAAAGCAAAACAUUUAACAAUAAUCUUAUGUUACUAUUAGUGGUUUACCAGAACACGUUUGUUUGACAAUUGUCUAAAUACUUUUCAGAAUGACUAAGUUUAUGUAAUAACUUUUUUUAUCGGCCCGAAUAAAAUGAAGUUGUAUAAUCGCUCGCCGUACAGCAAUAGAUGAUAUCUGUCUAUUACCUGACCACUUCUAUGUUAGCUCCCUCUCUUUGUUUAUAAUGUAUAUUUUCUGUUGGAUCUACUCUCUAUUUUAUGCUGCCGUUUUUGUUUUUGUUUUUUUUUUUUGCUGCAGCUGUUACAUAUACUGUAAUAUUGUACAUGGU